AUGGAGACUAUUAAGGGUAUCCUCUUCUAUGCGGCUAUGUGUGGACAGGUCCCUGAGAUGCACCUAUUUCUGCUGGGUAACCCCUUAUUUCUGUAUUUAAUUCCAGCUAUAGAGUCAUGGAAUGCAGUGUUAACCUUCACCCUAAAGGCUAUUAAUUCUCGCAUAACUAUCCAACGGGACGGUGAACUGGAGCUUAACGAUGACGGCAGCAGGGACUUCCUUUUAAAGUGGGCUGCAGUAAAGAAAAGUGAUCUGCUUAAAAUGAGUACCCGAGAUGUUAUUACAUAUCUCUCAACUAACAUAUUUGCCGGCUCAGAUACUACCGCCAUCGCUCUGAGAGUAAUUAUUUACUUCCUCAUUAAACAUCCAGAAAAUAUGAGAAUGGUUAUCGAAGAGAUCGAUACAGCUAAUUAA
Messenger RNA from Fusarium odoratissimum NRRL 54006, 414 nucleotides. Its product is annotated as cytochrome P450 oxidoreductase. The coding region runs from base 1 to 414 and encodes 137 amino acids. Gene Ontology annotation, molecular function: monooxygenase activity; heme binding; oxidoreductase activity, acting on paired donors, with incorporation or reduction of molecular oxygen. The record is from RefSeq and is a predicted model, not a curated record. The transcript has a single exon. Lineage: Eukaryota; Fungi; Ascomycota; Sordariomycetes; Hypocreales; Nectriaceae.